Molecule: messenger RNA, 1167 nt
Organism: Akanthomyces muscarius
Lineage: Eukaryota; Fungi; Ascomycota; Sordariomycetes; Hypocreales; Cordycipitaceae
Exons: 1
Coding region: 1-1167 (388 amino acids)
Molecular function (GO): zinc ion binding; glutaminyl-peptide cyclotransferase activity
Source: RefSeq, a predicted model, not a curated record
AUGCGCGCGUCCGAAGCGCUCCUCUGGACCUUUGGGACCUUGUCGUCCUUUGCGAGCGCAAUCGCUGGCACGACGCUCACCGACGAUGACCUACGCAAUAUUCCCUCGCCAGGGUCCGACUUUGACAUCAAGGACGGCAAACUGUUGGCGCCCAUCCUGAUCCCCCGCGUCCCCGGCACGCCAGGUCAGAUCAAAGCGCAGGCGCACCUGGUCGAGUUUUUCAAGGCCAAUCUGCCUGGAUGGGAGCAGAUCUGGCACAAUUCCACCUCGAAGACGCCGGCGACUGGUGAUCAGGACGUUCCCUUCAACAACCUCAUCUUCCGCCGGGACCCGCCGUGGGCCAAGGCUGGCGACAUCGGGCGCCUGACGCUGGUGGCACACUACGACAGCAAGCUGACGCCCGAGGGCUUCAUCGGGGCGACCGACAGCGCCGCGCCGUGCGCCAUGCUGCUGCACGCGGCACGGAGCCUGGACGUGGCGCUCGAGGCCAAGUGGAAGGCGAUGGAGGCCGACGGCGAGGCCGACACGUCGCUGGAGCCGGCGACGGGCCUGCAAAUCAUCUUUCUCGACGGCGAGGAGGCCUUUGCGCAGUGGACCGACGACGACUCGCUCUACGGCGCGCGCGCGCUCGCUGAGCACUGGGAGCAGGACUUUCACACCAGCGCGUCGACGUACCGGACGUCGCUGAGCGCCAUCAGCCUCUUUGUGCUGCUCGACCUGCUCGGCGCCGAGGGGCCGUCGAUUCCGUCGUACUUUAUGACGACGCACUGGGCGUACCGCAAGAUGGCGGUGCUGGAGAAGCGCCUGCGGGACCUGAGCCUGCUCGAGGCCAAGGCGCGCCGCCCCUUCCUGCCCGAGGCCGACAAGGCCGCGGACAAGUUUCGCGGCUUCGGCGCGGGCGUGGUGCAGGACGACCACGUGCCUUUCAUGCAGCGCGGCGUCGACAUCCUGCACCUGAUCCCGUCGCCGUUCCCGCACGUCUGGCACACGAUGGACGAUGACGGCGAGCACCUCCACAUGCCCACGACGCGCGACUGGGCCAAGAUUGUGACGGCCUUUGCGGCCGAGUGGCUGGAUCUGACGGGGAAGCUGCCGCAGCUGGCGCCGACCAAGAAUAAAAGAUCCAAGACGAAUACGGUACCUACAACGGAGCGGACAGAUUUGUGA